Messenger RNA from Verruconis gallopava, 1629 nucleotides. RefSeq lists its product as uncharacterized. The record is from RefSeq and is a predicted model, not a curated record. The transcript has 3 exons. Bases 383 to 1447 code for a protein of 354 amino acids. NCBI's taxonomy places the organism in Eukaryota, Fungi, Ascomycota, Dothideomycetes, Venturiales, Sympoventuriaceae. Gene Ontology annotation, molecular function: acyltransferase activity, transferring groups other than amino-acyl groups.
CCCUCCCCUUGAUCGUCAGGAAUCCCACUCACGGUCGCUCCACCACGGCCAGAAACGCUACUUGCUAUUGCCGUCUGUAUUACGCGCCGCCACUCGUACAAAUUCUUUGGCUGCGCCUGAGGCGUUGCUUGAUCUACUGUCGGCUGCUGCACGACGAGCUUGGCAAAGGAACCUAUCAGAAUGGGAACUGAUAAAACGUGCAUCCCCAUUCAUCACUCUUAGACACGACUUUUGCCGCCCUCUAAGGCUCAUUUUGGCUCGUUCAAGUUGCGCCCUUGCUUUAUUCGCACCUUAGUUUUUCCUUUGGGUCAUCAGACGGCGCGCUUGAGCCGCGUGGGUGGAUCCCUGUUGCGAGCUCCGUGCGGUCGCUCACAGAGAAAACAUGGUCAAUCGCUCAGUGGCCGUGAUGCGAGGAUUUACUUCGACAACGACUGCAGCAACGACAGCGCCGCCCGCCAGCGUCUUUGGCAGACUCGACGCCUUGAGCGUGCCGAGCUGGAAGAAAGGACAUGCGUCGAGGGGAUCCGUCGGGGAGCGAAUUCAAGUCAUACCGGGGUUCAAAACAAGCGCUGCGUUUCUAAGCUCCCUCAGCGCAAACUUGCGUAUCGCAGACGACGACCUCUUUCCGUCUCCAGGUAACACGCCUGUACUGAGACCGACCAUCUACGACAUUCCGCACAAUCUUCCGCCUCUGUCUCCUCUUGCAAAUACCGUCAUGACUGACCACGACGCGGACGACACCAGCAGUGCAGCGGGGUCGCAGCAGCAUGAUCCACUUCAAGGCGUUCCUCCCUUGACCACAGAAACCGCAACGAGUGAGGAGGACGUGGUGGCAGCUCUCAAGCUGGUGGCAGAUAGCUUGGCUCAGCAACGCAAUGUUGCCGCCAGAGUCCUCAUCUUUCACCCUUUGAACAUCGUUGUCUUCACAACCCUGCUUAGUGUCGUCAUGCAGUACCUGUAUCAGCCCGGCAACAUCACGAAAAUGCUCACCACGGCAUCCGGCAUCAUCAUGGCUGCGUUGGUCCUGGUGCGGCAGAUGACUUCAGGAUACAUCUUCGCCGCAGAGGCGAUCGGAAAGAGCUGGCUUGACGACGAUCAGAUCUUGAUCACCAAGUUUGGUGACUCCGUGAUUGCGGCGCUCGUGCUCGGCUGGGAGAAGGGUGAGGGCAGGGGCAACAGAAGGAAGAAGUGGGGCCGAGGCGUCGUGCGAGCGUGGACGGUAAAACUGCGAUACAGAGGGAAAGGCGUCGGUACUGAACUCUUGGAGGAAGCCGUCAGAGAGACUCAGAGGCGGGGAGGAGAGGAAAUCGUUUUUGCCGACGACCAUGCUAACUCGAACAUGUUUUUGCCGCGAUUCUUUCAAGCGCCACUGGUCCGGAAAGACAUGAAAUAUCGCAAGCAGUUGGAGGAAUUCUCCAACGCGCAUCUUGGGAAAGGAAAGAGGUGAAACAAGAAGGGUCUUCUUUCGUGCUUGUUGGUUUCGAAAACGAUUUACGAUUCUCUACUCAAACGUCUUCCAUGUUGCUAGAUAAGAUGAUACCCCUCUUAGAAGCGAACUCUACGCUGUCGCUAUCGAGAAUCGCGUCCUGUCUGUUUGAUUGUGCAAUUCAAUUAACUGCUUUUUUCAUU